Molecule: messenger RNA, 902 nt
Organism: Drosophila innubila
Lineage: Eukaryota; Metazoa; Arthropoda; Insecta; Diptera; Drosophilidae
Product: trypsin
Exons: 1
Coding region: 28-849 (273 amino acids)
Biological process (GO): proteolysis
Molecular function (GO): serine-type endopeptidase activity
Source: RefSeq, a predicted model, not a curated record
GGAAAUGUAAACAGUUCCUCGAAAACAAUGACUCUGAACAGUCAAAGUAAGUCAAGCAUCUGCUUGAUCGCAUGCUGCCUUUUCUUUGGCUCCUGCGAGGUGUCUGCUGCUGUUGUGGCAUCACCAAGGGACCAGUCUGGACCCGAUGGACGUGUGGUGGGUGGAGUUUCUGCAUCAGUUAAUGCUGCACCCUAUGCGGUAUCCAUGCAGUACAAGGGAACCCAUUACUGUGCCGCAAGCAUUUUAAAUGCCAACUGGCUGGUUACAGCAGCUCAUUGCUUGACCAACCGAGCGCAGGUCCUUGGGAGUACCUUAGUGGCGGGCAGCAAUGCAGUUGCAGGAACAGCGUCAACCACACAGAAGCGAAGCAUCUCCCACUUUGUGAUCAAUGACCUUUAUACAGGUGGAACCGUACCCUAUGAUAUUGGAUUAAUCUACACUCCGACUGCUUUUACCUGGUCCGCUGCUGUUUCUCCUGUAAAUCUACCCAAGUCUGGUGUGGUUCCCACUGGAACUGCAAACUUAUAUGGCUGGGGAAGUACUUCGACUUCAAAUACGGCCUCAUAUCCAAGCGUACUUCAAGUUGCUGCCAACCUGCCUAUCAUCAGCACUUCUUCAUGCGAAAAGGCGCUGAACAAAGACGUGCACUCCACCAACUUAUGUACAGGUCCCCUGACGGGAAAAGUGGGUAUCUGUACUUCCGAUUCUGGCGGUCCCUUGGUUCAAGGUAACGUCCUGAUUGGCAUUGUAUCUUGGGGAAAGCUGCCAUGUGGUCAGACCAACUCACCUUCUGUCUACGUGCAAGUUUCUUCUUUUAUAUCCUGGAUUUCAGCCAAUCAAAAAUUGUAACGUAUUUUAUUGUCUUUGUUUUAUAAAAUAAAUGUCAGCAAUCUAUAAAUUUA